Molecule: messenger RNA, 5558 nt
Organism: Tyto alba (common barn owl)
Lineage: Eukaryota; Metazoa; Chordata; Aves; Strigiformes; Tytonidae
Gene: WDR33
Product: WD repeat domain 33
Exons: 21
Coding region: 170-3523 (1117 amino acids)
Cellular component (GO): mRNA cleavage and polyadenylation specificity factor complex
Molecular function (GO): protein binding
Source: RefSeq, a predicted model, not a curated record
GGUCGCUGGUGGGGGGAAGGAAGAUGGCGGCGGGCGGGGACCGAGGCUCGUGAGGCGGCAGCGGCGGCGGCUUCCGGGGCCGGAGGGGCGAGGAGCGGAGCGAUAGGCGGCGUGGCGCGGAGCCGGGGUACGAGAGACCGACUGGGCGUCUUUCAGAAACAAGAUAGCCAUGGCCACAGAAAUUGGCUCCCCGCCCCGAUUUUUCCAUAUGCCGAGGUUCCAGCACCAGGCGCCUCGGCAGUUAUUCUACAAAAGACCUGAUUUUGCACAGCAGCAAGCAAUGCAACAGCUUACUUUUGAUGGAAAGCGGAUGAGAAAAGCUGUGAACAGAAAGACCAUAGACUACAAUCCCUCUGUAAUUAAAUAUUUAGAGAAUAGAGUAUGGCAGAGAGACCAGCGCGAUAUGCGAGCAAUCCAGCCUGAUGCGGGAUAUUAUAAUGAUUUGGUCCCUCCUAUAGGAAUGCUGAACAACCCUAUGAAUGCUGUAACAACAAAAUUUGUUCGGACAUCUACUAAUAAAGUAAAAUGUCCAGUGUUUGUUGUCAGGUGGACUCCUGAGGGGAGACGCUUGGUCACUGGUGCAUCUAGUGGAGAGUUCACUUUAUGGAAUGGACUGACUUUCAAUUUUGAAACGAUAUUGCAGGCUCACGACAGCCCUGUAAGGGCUAUGACUUGGUCACACAAUGAUAUGUGGAUGCUGACAGCAGACCACGGGGGAUAUGUGAAAUACUGGCAGUCCAACAUGAACAACGUCAAGAUGUUCCAGGCACAUAAGGAGGCGAUUAGAGAGGCCAGUUUCUCACCCACGGAUAAUAAAUUUGCUACAUGCUCUGACGACGGCACUGUUAGAAUCUGGGACUUUCUACGUUGCCAUGAGGAGAGAAUUCUUCGAGGACAUGGCGCAGAUGUGAAAUGUGUUGACUGGCAUCCAACAAAGGGAUUAGUUGUAUCGGGAAGUAAAGAUAGCCAACAGCCCAUUAAGUUCUGGGAUCCAAAGACUGGCCAGAGCCUUGCCACACUACAUGCUCAUAAAAACACUGUGAUGGAGGUGAAACUGAAUCUGAAUGGCAACUGGCUGCUAACAGCUUCUCGUGACCAUCUCUGUAAGCUCUUUGACAUUCGUAACCUGAAAGAAGAACUUCAGGUCUUCAGGGGUCAUAAAAAGGAGGCCACAGCUGUGGCCUGGCAUCCUGUUCAUGAAGGGCUGUUUGCCAGUGGAGGAUCUGAUGGCUCUUUGUUGUUCUGGCAUGUUGGUGUUGAGAAGGAGGUUGGUGGAAUGGAAAUGGCCCAUGAGGGAAUGAUCUGGAGUCUGGCGUGGCAUCCCCUUGGACACAUUCUCUGUUCAGGCUCAAAUGAUCACACUAGCAAGUUUUGGACUAGAAAUCGGCCUGGAGAUAAAAUGCGAGAUCGCUACAACUUAAAUCUGCUGCCUGGGAUGUCAGAGGAUGGUGUGGAAUAUGCUCCAGGAGAUGAUCUGGAACCCAACAGCCUAGCAGUUAUUCCUGGGAUGGGAAUACCUGAACAACUGAAAAUAGCCAUGGAGCAAGAGCAGAUGGGGAAAGAUGAGUCCAAUGAUAUUGAAAUGACAAUCCCAGGACUGGAUUGGGGAAUGGAGGAAGUAAUGCAAAAGGACCAAAAGAAAGUGCCACAGAAAAAAGUGCCCUAUGCAAAACCAAUACCAGCACAGUUUCAGCAGGCAUGGAUGCAGAAUAAAGUUCCUUUGCCUCCCCCACCUGAGCCAUUGAAUGAUAGAAAGGAAGAUAUUAAACUGGAGGAGAAAAAGAAGACACAGGCAGAGAUUGAACAGGAAAUGGCAGCACUUCAGUACACAAACCCACAACUCUUGGAGCAAUUGAAGAUUGAGAGACUUGCGCAAAAGCAAGCUGAGCAAGUGCAACCACCACCUCCAGGAGGCUCUCUUCAUGGACCCCAGCCUUUUCCAGGGCAAGGCCCAAUGUCACAGAUGCCUCAAGGAUUUCAGCAGCCCCUUCCACCUCAGCAGAUGCCAAUGAAUAUGCCUCAGAUGGGACCUCCUGGUCCACAAGGACAGUUCAGACCUCCAGGACCCCAAGGACAAAUGGGACCUCAAGGUCCUCCAUUACACCAAGGAGCUUCAGGUCCACAAGGAUUCAUGGGACCACAAGGACCUCCAGGCCCCCAAGGGCCUCCACAAGGAAUGCCACGGCCUCAGGAUUUACAUGGGCAUCAAGGAAUGCAGAGACAUCCUGGCCCUCAUGGGCCAAUGGGGCCUCCAGGUCCACAGGGUAAUGCUGGCCCACAAGGCCACUUAGGACCGCAGGGUCUACCUGGGUCUCAGACUCAUUUAGGACCCCAGGGUCCGCCUGGCCCACAAGGUCACUUGGGUCCUCAAGGUCCCCCAGGUGGUCAAGGAAUGCAAGGGCCACCUGGUCCCCGAGGAAUGCAAGGACCUCUUCCUCAUGGCAUGCAAGGAGCUCCAGGAUCUCAAGGAAUGCAGGGCCCUAUAUCUCAAGGGCCUUUGAUGGGACUUAAUCCAAGAGGGAUGCAGGGUCCACCAGGACCCAGAGAUAACCAGGGACCUACUCCACAAGGGAUGAUGAUGGGUCAUCCACAAGAAAUGAGAGGUCCUCAUAUGCAAAGUGGUUUACUAGGACAUGGUCCCCAGGAGAUGAGGGGCCUCCAGGGACCCCCGCCUCAAGGUACAAUGUUAGGACCGCCACAAGAAUUGCGUGGGCCACCAGGUCCACAAGGCCAGCAGGGACCUCCACAAGGCUCUUUAGUAGGGCCUCAAGGAAACAUGCAAGGACCUCAGGGACAACCGAACCCUUCAAGGGGGCCGCACCCUUCCCAGGGCCCUCUGCCCUUCCAACAGCAGAAAACGCCUCUGUUGGGUGAUGGGCCUCGUCCCCCAUUUAAUCAGGAUGGACAGAACCCUGGUCCUCCACCACUGAUACCAGGACUAGGGCAGCAGGGAGGACAAGGCCGUCUUGGCCCUCACAACCAAGGACCUGGUCUUAAUAAAGGUGACUCCCGUGGUCCACCAAACCAUCACAUGGGCCCUCUCUCAGAUAGAAGGCACGACCAGAACAGUGGUGGUCCUGAUCAUGGGCCUGAGAGAGGGUUGUUUCGAGGUGGCCAGGAGUGGGGUGAUGGUAGAGACAGCAGGGGCAUGCCAGAUAGACGAGGACCUCACCCAGAUUUCCAUGAUGACUUUGAUCGACCAGAUGACUUCCGUGACGACUUCCAUCCAGAUAAGAGAUUUGGCCAUCGAUUACGGGAAUUUGAGGGGAGAGGAGGCCCACCGUUGCAAGAUGAAAAAUGGAGACGAGGUGGACCUGGGCCUCCCUUUCCUCCUGAUCACAGGGAAUUUGAAGGAGGGGGUUCAAACCGUGGGCCUCCUGGUGCUUGGGAAGGACGGAGACCUGCAGAUGAUCGAUAUCCACGGGAUCCUGAGGAUGCACGGUUCCGAGGAAGACGAGAUGAGAGCUCUUCUUUUAGCUAUUUUCUACCUAGCUCUGUAAAGAUGUACCUUCCUUUUGUGUGAAGAGUAUGAAAAGAAAUGAACAGUAACUAAAAGAAGAGACCUGCCUCUUCCUGCCUGCUAAUCUGCACAGUGUGUAGUUCUGUACAUUAAGGUCCUAGGCCUCAAGGAAGAAGAUCUGAGAGCAGUCAAACAGGAACUGAGCCCUAUGCAAGGCAGGGUUUUACAUGUGACUGAUACGAAAAAGUGAAAAAGGAUAUACAUAAUACAAUAGUAGGAGCUGUGGCCAUGUCAGGCAUAGGUAUGAUAGAUUUCAAAACUAAACUGUGUCCGUAACAUUGCCUGGAAACAAAAGGAAAGGCCCUAUUCCCACUAGCCACAGGACCUUGUGUUGCAAAUCUUGGUAAUUUACAAGCUAAGCAGAAUCACACCAUGUCAGUAUUAAAAUGGGAGGCCCUCUAAAGAUCAUCUAGAGGACUGUGCUGUUUCAAGGCUAAACAAUAUUGCUUUGUGGUUAUUUGAACCAUUUGUACCUGAAACUGUUCCGUUUGUUUUCCCAAAUCAUCCAGGUUAAUGUAAAAUGGUUCAUUGUCCAUACACAGCACUCCCUCCAUCCACUGUUGUACCUGUACAGGCACAGCAGCCUCCUCUCUGUAUUGUGUUUGUUUUCUGGGAGGUGGAGACAGACCUAUUGUUUUUAAUUAAAAAAAAAAAAAAAAUGUAAAAGUUUAAAAAUAUUGUAUUGUGUUAUGACUACUGUUAAAAUAUUUAAAUUUGUAAUUAAAAGGUUAAUGUUGUUAAAAUUCUAAAUAAAAGUAUCUAAAGUUUUGCUUGUAAUAGGAUGCAGUGUCGUUAAUGAGCUGGGGAAGGGGAUGUUGCAGAAAGCCAACACCACCCGAGUAUUAGGGUGGCUGUGGUUUGGCCAGUGUGGAACUGGGGAGCAAGGGGAGGUGGGGGGCACCAGCGUGAAUGGGCAGAGAGUGCUCCACAUGACCUGUGCUGUUGCUGAGGGGUGGGCAGGAGAGCGUGGGGUCGCACUGUGAGGACUCCUGCACCACCUAAAUACCUCACCUGUGCUCGCACAGCAACUGGGCUGUAAUCUGAGACAAUCCUAACAACCCGUGCUAGGGCGCACUUUUGGAGUUGCAGUAAUACACAGGACACGUAUGCACUUUUACAAGCACUCCAAGUGUUGAAACUGGUAAUGUAAAAAACAAAACUACUAGUAUUCAUGCAGCCAUCUGUAGGCUUACCUGAAAUGGCACUGACAGUUCAUUAAGAACCAUUCUUCUCUCUGAAGAUCUCUGUUAAAACCCCAGUGUGAUACUGGAGGAGCUAUACUCAUUUAAGAUGAGAUGCAGAACCCAAUCAUAACCAAAUAACUGAAGAUGCUAUGGUACUUACUAGAAAGAAAUUACCAACUUUAGUGUCAUAACUACAUUUUGCAAAACAAAAUUCAUUAUUGCAGUCGGAUAAACUGCUCUUCAGGUUGUUGAAUGCCUCUGUGCAUGCUUUUCAGCAAUCAUCAUCCCUACAGAGCCAAGUGCAGUCUAAAUUAAUUUGCUAAAAGGGUAAACUUAACUGGAACAAGAAAGAGAAUGUUCUAGCAAAAGAACCCCAUAUUAGUAGGAAUGAGAUGCUGGAAUGUUUUGUUACAGCUAUGACUCCCAUUGCUUGUAUUUUUUCAGUUUGUUUUCCCUUCCAUUUUAGUGAUAAAAAAGGGAAGGGUAAAGUAACACCACCACAGUUAAGGGAAAUUCACUCAUACUUUUCCUUAUCUUAUCUUAUAUCUAUUGUCACUCACGGACUCGGGUUUUUUCCCUUUUCAUUAAAUGAAUGCAGUAUAUUUGACAGUAUUUUUCUCAUGUGAAAAAACAACACAAUCAACAGAAGGAAAUAUGAGGGAAAACUUUAAAAAUGAAUAACUGAAGUGCUCAAAGGCAGAAAAUGAGCACUAACCCACCUACAAGUCAUAUUCUAGUAACUGUAUGUGCUAUAGUAUUAAGUAGAACAGUUCAGAAAUGAGUUAUUGAACUGAAGCUGACUCAAGUUUAUCAAUCUAAUUUCUGCCUAAAAACCACAUUUGUACCAUGUUCUU